Miscanthus lutarioriparius is the source of this 1284-nucleotide messenger RNA. Lineage: Eukaryota; Viridiplantae; Streptophyta; Magnoliopsida; Poales; Poaceae. The record is from the annotation of a GenBank genome assembly.
AUGGGCGCCCAUAGGCGACAGCCCAGCUCCCGCCGCCGCCUUGCCGCCCUUACGCUCCUCGCCGCGUCCGCGCUCGCCCUGCUCCUCCUAGCAUCUCGCCCGGUGCCCCCGACCUACGGCGUCAUCAUCGACGCCGGCAGCACGGGGAGCCGCGUCCACGUCAUCGCCUACCGCGCCACGGCAGGACUCCCGCAGCUGGACUGGGCACGCACGGCCUCGAUGAAGGCGACCCCGGGGCUAUCGUCCUUCGCGGCCGACCCACGCGGCGCGGGGCUGUCUCUGGCGCCGCUAGUGGAGUUUGCCCGGCGCCGGGCUGAGGAAGGGAUAUACGCAUGGGUUGCAGCAAAUUAUGCUUUGGGGACUCUUGGCGGUGAUCCAAAUGACACCACUGGGAUUAUUGAACUUGGUGGGGCUUCUGUUCAGGUAACACUUGUUACCAGUGAACCUGUGCCUCUGGAGUUCUCUCACGUGCUUAAGUUUAGUGAUGUCUCAUAUAACCUGUACAGCCACAGCUUUUUGCAGCUUGGUCUGAAUGUAGCAUAUGAAUCAUUCCAUGACUUGCUCAGCUCACCUGGCCUUAGCUCAAUGGCCACACAUUUGAUUUCUCAAGCUAAGUAUAAAGAUCCUUGCACUCCAAGGGGAUUUACACACAUAGCAGGAUCAGUUAAACUUCCUGUUAGUGUUCUUGAGCCGAAGGUUGAGUACAGACCUUUUGCUCAUGCUGUGGGGAACUUCUCUGAGUGUAGAUCUGCAGCGCUAACACUACUGCAAAAAGGAAAGGAGGGAUGUACAUAUCAUGAAUGCCGCCUUGGAGCAGCAUUUGUACCAGAGUUGGAAGGGAAAUUUUUAGCAACAGAAAAUUUUUACCAUACUUCAAAGUUCUUUGGUCUGCACUCAAAGUCCUUCCUUUUUAAUCUGAUGGCGGCUGGGGAGAAAUUUUGCCAUGGGGACUGGUCAAAGAUUAAGAAGAAGUACAGCUCUUUUGAUGACGGACAGCUGCUUCUUUUUUGCUUUUCCUCAGCAUAUAUUAUUGCUCUACUACAUGACACACUUAAAAUGCCACUGGAUCAUAAGAGGAUUGAUGUUGUAAAUCAAAUCCAUGGCGUGCCUGUUGACUGGGCAUUGGGUGCUUUCAUUGUGCAGACGACGAUGAACCGAACAGACAUUCUCCAUCCUAAGGUGGAGAAGGCCUCGGCUGAGGACGAUCUACGACAUGGAGAAAGGCAGGUAGGCUGUAUGCUGAGUGGAGGGAAGGAGCGAGAAGAGAGGGAAGAAAUUUUGUGA